Molecule: messenger RNA, 3793 nt
Organism: Saccostrea cuccullata (small rock oyster)
Lineage: Eukaryota; Metazoa; Mollusca; Bivalvia; Ostreida; Ostreidae
Exons: 27
Biological process (GO): proteolysis
Molecular function (GO): zinc ion binding; metalloendopeptidase activity
Source: RefSeq, a predicted model, not a curated record
AUGCAGGCCGUCAGUCCAGUCGCUCUGUGCUCUCUAUUAAUAAUUGUGAGUUGGACAUCAGCUGGACAUAGUGGACACGUGAACGACACAAAUCGAGAACUUUUGGAAAAUUUGUUGCGUGCUUUGAAUCAAGAUCUUGGACAACAUCAAAAGAUCAAUAAUAAAGUUGGGUCAAUAAGAGAAAAACUUGAUGAUUUUGUCCGUGACAGAGAAAAUGUGAAGAGCGGAAUACACCCUCCUUCAAAGGGCGAUCUUGGAGACGAUGACGAAGGAGAUGUAGACAAUGCCCAUGAAUACCACGUGUUCGGUAGAAAAGGCGAUUCCAACGAAGCACACGAACAUCAACGUAAGAAACAUAGGGUAGAUAUGCACAAAGGCAAUGAAGAAGAAAUUAUCCAGGAACAGGAAGACGAAUGUCUAGAGUACCGCCGCCAGCAGAAACUGGCCCUUAAACAUGGACGUAGUCCCCAAGAUGUUCCUCGUCCCAGUGUAAAUUGUGAGAUGAUUGAGGGCCCAGUCGGAAGGAAAGGGAGGGAUAAGCGAUUUGCUGUAUCGAACGCCGGAGUUUGGGACAAAGGGAUUGUACCAUAUGUGUUUGAGGCUGAAACAUUGUCAGACCGAGGAAAGCAGUUGGGUCGAAUACGAGCUCACAACCACUAUGAAUACUGGACUUGUAUAAGAUUUGUUCCUUAUACAAAUACAACACAGGGAGACUACGGUUUGAACCAUAACACCUACCUCAAUCACAUUAUUUCUACUGGUUGUUGGUCAUUUAUUGGAAAACUAAAAAAGAGCCAGAAAAUUAACUGCUGUUCUAACGAUGUUUGUGUUCAUGAAUUGGGCCAUGCUUUUGGGUUUGCGCAUGAGCAGAACAACCCUCUACACGAUAACUACCUUGAUGUACAUUACAACAACAUACAGUCGAAGUACCAAAGUCAAUAUUAUGAACAAAAUAUCAAGAACAGCAGACUGUUUGGAUACUACGAUUUGUCCAAUGUUAUGCAUUAUGGGGUAUAUGCAUUCACAACUGGAGGAAAGACCAUGUCUAUAUUUGAUCCAGAAUUGGAAUACCUGGUCAGGAAAACAGACCCCUACCAAUAUUAUUUGUUCAGUGAGGUGUCACAAAUCUCAGAUUGUCGAGGUCUGAAGUGCAGCAGUUUCUCGUUGACCUGUGCAAACUCUGGUUACCCCGCCUUUGUCAAGGACAUGUGUACUUGUCGCUGUCCGGAGGGACUAGACCCCGCUACCGGGUGUCAGACUCGUUAUGAUGGAGAUCGAAUGAUUUCAACAAAGUGGCCGUCGGUCGCCUUCACCACAAUAAGUACCCGGAUUACAGGUUGUCCAAGUGGGUUUUAUGAAGGAAGUUUUACACAGCAUCAUUUAGAUACCAGGAUGGACCACACAAGUUCCAAAUUUAGUGCUGAUAUCAUUUCAAAACCCACCUCUACUUUUUACAAAUUUUGUACUAAGAAGAAAACGGAGGAGAAUGGAAUUUCACCAAGCUGGCCUGCAGGAAAAUAUUGUAUCUAUCGCCAUGGAGGGGAUUGUCCCAGUGGCUUCAGUGUGGGAUAUAUACAGUAUGACGACACCACGAAUCCAUCGGAUAUUCUCGGCGUUCUUCCUGAUGGUCACUUCACGACUGACACUAGGUUUUAUUUCUGCUGUCGCGGUGACGGGUCUACAUCAAGUCCGGUCGUCCUACCCUCAAAAGAGCCGUUUAUCUUAUUUCCUGACACCUCUGCUUGCCAGCAAGUUGCAGGUAUGAGCUCCAGCAUGCAAUACUUGAGAAUCAAAAACGGAAAAGAAUUGUUGCAUAAAUCUGGAAAUAUACCUUAUAUGAGGAUCUCGUAUUCUGUCAAUUAUAAACUCCACUUUUGCUACUAUACCCCGACAGAUUUUGAAGAAACUCAAUCUUAUUCAAGAUGGCCGAAAGAGCCAUUCGCAAUGAUACAAGCCGCUUCCGGUUGCCCCCAAAAUUUCAAAUCUGGUCAAUUUUCUGAACAUUCUUUCUUUACUUCGGUGCUGUCUGACACUUUCUCAGCAUUGUCAUCUGAAGGACAAACCUUACGUUACCAAUUCUGUACAAAGACGGAGACCACCCCAAUCGGAGACCAUUCCAAGUGGGGCCCUGGGUCGUACUGUAUUCUCAGAGUCGGAGACAAGUGUCCUGAUGGUUUCUCUGAAGGCUCCAUUGCUUUGGUUGAUGGUCAACCACCAGACAAUUUUACUGGUUCCCUUCCUGAUGGUACCUUCGGUGAUCACGUGACCCUGUAUUUUUGUUGUCGGUCUGAUGGCUUUACCAGAAACCCCCUUCAAUUACCAAUCAAAGAACCAUUUAUUCUGUUUAAAGAAUCCUCAUCAUGUCAAAAGGUUCAAGAUAUGAGUUUUGAAGAAGAGAAAUACAGCGUGGGGACAAGGUCUAAAGCUCCUUCGACCUCGGGUGACACGCCAAAAAUAUACAUAAAUUAUUAUAAAAAGACGGACUUCCCCAUAUGUUACUACUAUCCAACACAAUACGAUUGCGGGAACAAGAUACACUUGAGUAAAAAUGGAAAGACGACUGCGGUUAUAACGAGUCCAGGGCAUCCCAGUUCUUACCCCGGCGGAAGGACCUGUUUCUGGAAUAUCAUCGCAACAGAUGGGUUCAAGUUAAAACUUGAUUUUGAUGAUUUUGACGUAGCAGCUAAUUCAGAUGGAACUUGUGUUGAUAGAUUAGAGGUUAGACAUUCACUUCCGGGUCAGUUUGGACUGAGCUACUGUGGAGAUAAAUUCCCUAUGACAGUCCUCUCAGAAGAAAAUCAGCUGGGCCUGACUUUUCAGACUGGUUUACGGCAAACUGGCCGAGGCUUCUCGGCGACUGUUACACUGCUGGAACCAAACGACCCGCAUUUUUGCUAUACCGACAAAGGAGAAAAUUACAGGGGAACAGUGAAUAUCACUCGACGUUUUGAUAAAUGUUUACCGUGGUCAGAAGUCAAACACUGCCCAAGUAAUACCUAUAAGCCGAUGGAUCUAGAUGACGAUCUGCUCGGUAACUAUUGUCGGAAUCCUGGUCACGGCACCAGACCUUGGUGUAUUACCAACAAGUUUUUGUGUACUCGUGAUUACUGUGAUGUGUGUGGAAUCGAAAAGUGCUACGAUAUAUUUGACGAUUGUGGAGAAAGAACAGUUGAAAUAUCGAACUGUGAACUAGACCCUGAACUAAAACGAGGUUGCAGAUUGUCGUGCAAUAUGUGUGAUAGACAAACACAAGAUGGAGUUGGAACAGUGAGAUGUUCGAAGCCAACCAUUCCAUCCGACUCUAAAAGUGAAUCAUUGAAGGAAACAUAUUUUGUUGAUGAAACUGUUGAACUGACUUGCGAAUCAAACGACUUUGAAAAACAGAAAAUUACCUGUCUAGCUGAUGGCUCUUGGUCAAACGCUGGCUUUGUUUGUGGACGUUGUAAAACAGGAUGGACACCGUUCCAGGGCAAUUGCUAUAAAGUUUUUGGAGAGGAAGUGGACCGUAGCACCGCAGUCACGCGUUGUGCGGAUGAAAGUAGUGCAAAGCUUGUCUCCAGUAAAAAUAUCCAAGAUAAUAAUUUUUUAAGAAGUUUAGUACAAGAUGGCGUCAACUUUUGGAUUGGUCUUGAAAACGGGGCCUGGCCAGAUGGAGAAAAAGUGCAGUGGACUAAUUACAAAAAGAGUACUUCAAAAAGCUGUGCCUACAUGUCUGACAGAGAUGGUAAAUGGCGAGGAAUAUCUUGUGGUUCAGCAUUCUAUAUAUCUUUUGUUUGCACCUAUUCACCACCAG